AUGUGGCGAGGACAGCAAGGUGAGACAGCAAAGGGGCCGCUGAAGGGAACACAAUGGGAAGACACGACUUGGUCUGAUCAGUGGGCGGAGCAACACUCUGGCAGCAGCAGUGCAGCACGAGUGUGCGAUCGGACUGGUGAGGCAGGGAUUGCGAUUCUUUGUGAGGAGAGGCCAGCUGGUGACGAGCUCAUCAUUGUUCUCUUGAAGUACAGCCGAAGCAGCUCCGAUUGGAAUUCAAGACAGAAGAUGAAGACCACAUAUGCUAGAGCUGCAGCGUAUAGGAUAGAAAAGCACUCCCCCCACACCCCUCUUCCCCUGUCCCUUUCCCAACCCCUUCCCCUUCUCCCUGGGUUGGUCCUCUGCGUGCCUCCCCCUGCAACCCACCUCCUUGUGCGACCCACCUCCCCAUGGGACCCGCCCACCUCACCCACCCCCUGCGUAGGGCAGGCACAGAGCUAA
This is a messenger RNA of Closterium sp. Yama58-4, 459 nucleotides long. The record is from the annotation of a GenBank genome assembly. Lineage: Eukaryota; Viridiplantae; Streptophyta; Zygnematophyceae; Desmidiales; Closteriaceae.